Symbiodinium pilosum is the source of this 1089-nucleotide messenger RNA. Lineage: Eukaryota; Dinophyceae; Suessiales; Symbiodiniaceae. The record is from the annotation of a GenBank genome assembly.
AUGAGCUGGCUGUAUCAUGUCCUCGCCUGCGGGCUUGUUGUUUCUGUGGGUGCCAAGCCAGUAGUGCUGGUCUAUGAGAUGUCUGCCGCCUAUUUGUCCGAUUUAGCCAACAGCGCAGCCAGUGCCAAGGUGGAGUUUCGGGCCUGUGAAACGCAUUGCGCAAUUUCCACCGACAGGAAGGAUGUCAUCGCAGCAGUCGGGAUGCCUCGGAAUUUCACGAGCUUGUACGAUUUGCCAAACUUGAAGCUGAUUCAAAGUACCACUUACAUGUAUCCGCGCCUGUCAUCUGUGCCCGCGCGCCCAAUUGUGGCCAAAUAUGAUGCACCGUGGCGAAUAUAUGGGGUUGAGCCCAUUGCAGAAUUUGUCGUUGCGGCCGCAUUCCAAUGGACAUACAAGUUGGCGGAGGUUUCCUCCAGAUUCAGGGCUUGCGCAUUUGGUUCCGGGGCGCCUGGCGGCUGCGCACCAGAUAGCGCAUUGACCGCCCAUCCAACCUUGAUGAGCAAAACGAUGGGUAUUUUGGGCUAUGGCACAAUCGGUGAGGCGGUUGGCAGACGAGCAUUUGCGUUAGGCAUGCGGGUCUUGGCGACACGACGGCAUGGCCCUUUUUCGUCCUGGCUAAUUGACGAUAACGACAAAUUGUUGGCAGAGAGCGAUUUUGUUGCUGUAACAGUUCCAGGUUCUGUCUUUCAUGUGAUCAACCGGACAGCCUUGGCUCUGAUGAAGCCUGGAGCCGUCCUUAUACCGAUAUCUUCGAAUCCUGUUGACUUCGAUGCGUUGUACCAGGCGUUGCUUACAAGAAGAAUUGGAGCCGUCCUUGAUGUUUGGCCACAAGGUUGUUGGCACUACCCCGACUCGUUCUGUGGCCCGCCCUACGGGCCUGAGGCGCAGCCCUACUUGCAGCCGCGGUUGGCGGAGCUUGACAACGUCCUUGUAUUACCAGGCCUAGCCAUGCGUGAUUCUAGAUUCUGGUCAAACAGCGCGGUCUGGGUGAGCGACAAUCUCGUUGCGCUUAUGGACGGCAUGCCGCUGAAAGGUGUUGUGCGGAAUGCCUCAGUCGACUUGGAGCAAACGGAGAUGCAAUUUGUCUGA